ACCCAACUUUCCCGAGUUCCUAGAGGCCGUUUGAAGUAAUGAACUGCAUCAAUUUGAUGGGACUAUAAAUAAUCCAACUUCCAGUGAGAUUUGUGCCCGCUUCCGAUAGUUCGGUUCGUGAGUCGCGGACGGACGUGGCCGUGUUUUGCAUCUAAAUGAGUGUAAUCGGCGGCCUCGUGAUCAAUCACAGCCGGUUCGAGUGUACGGAGUGUUUGGAAGAGUGGGAAAAGGGCCACAGUGGCUUUCACGGCAUGGAGGUGGAGGUACGCGAGGAGGCUACCUCAAGGUCCCGAUCCGGGGCUGACUCCACCUCACCACUGGUCAACAACACUCCCACAUAUCCUGUGGCAGAUGCACCAGUGGUGAUAGUCCGCGUCGAAGAAGUGCUGCUCGUGGUCCUGGUACUCAUAAUCUGGGUGGCGGCCAUCGCCCUGUUCUUCAACCGUUGGGGCAAGAUCCGCAUGCUGGAGCCGUACCAACCGAAGUUCCACCAACAACCCCAUCGACCCUCUUGCCCGUUGGCACCGUUAAGUCCACCCGGCAUCAACGCCCAAGUGAGCAACACCUUGCCCAGGGCUCAGAAACCGACCACUCAACGGAUGUCGUUCUCGAAGUACAACGUGAACGCGUUGACUGAUCCCCUGUCAGCACUUCCAUCACCCAUUAUCAGACGGCCACGUCGCAACUCCGUCUUCGUCGGAUCGACGAUGGCCGUCCUGAAUCCGCCGCCGCGACGCGUCAAGUCCGCCAUCGACAUCCAGCACCUGCUCGUCCAGGAGAAUCCGGUCUCGAUGUCGAGCUCACUCACAGGUAAUAGAAAAGGUUCCAUAAUACCCAUUCUCAAUAGAGAUAGAAGACCAUCGAUUACGAUCGACCGACCAAUUUUUAUAAACCGCCAAAGACCAUCGAUAUCAAUAGAACGGCCCCCAAUAUCGAUCCACAGACCGAGACGAUCGUCGUGUUUCGUCGAACGGCCGACCAACUAUCACAGGAACUUCAUCAGCUUCGAACAUCCGAAGACCGAACGUAAAUACGGCGACAGACGACCGUCUUCUAGUUAUCCGUGCACCUUUCAACAGCCGACCAUCAGCUUCGAAUCGCCACUGGAGUCUUUGGAGGCUUCCAGCAUCACCGUUGAGGUUCCCAGAAAAAGUUCCGUUCCGAUCAGACCGAAGAUAUCCAGAAGCUUCGAACAACCAACCGUCAGAAAGUUUACGCCUGAAAGGAUCUCCAACAGUUUGGACGUAAGUUCGACGAGUUUCGACAGAAGGUGUUCGAUUCAAGAGGAAGAUAGAUCGUCGCCAGUUUGCAUUUAUUUAGAUGAAACAAGGAUAACGGCCCCGUUGCUUGAAGGUCUUAAGAGUUCCGAUGUGUGAUAUUUGUUGAACUAUUUUCAGUAUUUUUGUAUUUUUUCGUAAUUAACAAAUGAAGCUUUAAUUUUGGUGCUUCAAUAGUUUACUACGAAAUGGUAAGGGAUUAGAGCAUAAAACUGGGGAUGUUUGAUGAAUGAUUUUGAAACACAAAACCUUUUUAUUUGUUGGAACUCUAAUGAAGUAAUAAAAGCGAUACUACAAUUAUAAAAAGCUACACAAACUAAAAUCUAUACUAUUAAAUAUACACGAAACUAUCACAGUUUUUGCUAAAAAUGUAAUGUAUAUAUUAGUAAGUUAGAAUAAUGUUUAUGAUUUAAGUUUUGAACAAGAAUCACUUUCUGUUAUUCGCCUCUUAAAUUAUCCGGGGAAUUCCAAUUUGCUCCGGAUGUUCAGCUUCCUUACUCAAUAUCCUAGGAGACGCUGUAAACUUAUUACUCGUCUUUAAAACAACUAUCUUAACUUGCUAACUAGAUUAUGUCGAUAAAGAAUGAACGUUUAACAAGAUCAUUCACCUUAUCUCCUCCAAAUUUAAUUUGAUUCUUUAUUUUUAAGUGCUGGUAAUGUAAAUAAACUCAGAGAUAUAUUUUUCAAAAAUUUAACUUCAUGCACAAGAUAACUUAACAGUCUUGCUCAAAUUUUCUAUGGUAUAAUGGAAGGGAUUUAGUUCCCCAGAUUUACAGCAUGCCUUCUAAACUGAUAAAACACGAAUGAAGCUUUAAAACUGAAAAUCUAUUGGCACCUUGGAUGUGCAUAAACCACAAAUAUUGUCUAGUUAAGUCUUUCAUGCAAAACUGAGUAUCCGGCUUUCUUUGGUCAACAUGACCGUUGUAGCCAUAUCAAAAUUAGGUUUUACAUAAUUGUGAGGGGUUGGUAAUAUCGAUCACGAAACAAAGUGCAUCUUGAGCGUCGAGUAGGACCGAGUGUCGUGUGUUAAUUACAAACAUUGCAGAAAGAAAAUGGUCGAUAGUCUGAACUAUGCCAAGUGCUUUUGUUGAGACGACACAAUGGUCGAGUACACUAGAAAUUUUCUUUUGCUAAGAUCCACCGGUUAAUUAGUACCGUGAUCGAUGGUACUUCCCCUAAAAAUAUAUUCUCGAAUGAUUCUCUCUUGCAAUAAGUUCGAAGUCAAUAUGUGACCCGAGUCAGAAUUUGGCACAAAUCCAUCCGUUUUGUACAACAAUAACACAUAUUUAUCGAUGUUGUAGAGUGUUUAUAAUAUUAUAUUAUAUAUAUUGUGAUAUAUUUACAUAGAUCUUGUAUAGGACCAACUCGCCGGACAAAACACUUGACGCGUUGCACGUCGAAAGACAAAAAAACGAGUCGGAACGAGGCAAGUGUUUUAAUAAAGCGGUUGUCUAUGAAAUUAUUGAUCUCGCAAUCAAAAUUUCAUGAAGCUUUACUUUAUUCUGGGACCUAAGUGUAGUAUGUAUUUUUAGAUAUUCGAUUUCGAUAUAUACCGAGUAAAUAUAGUAUUGAUGCCUACCUUCUGGCAUUCUAAACGUAAACACUAAUAUUUGUUCGUUAAGACCUAAAUAAUGCAGAAGAAGAUUUUUUUAUUUCUGAUGCAUGCAACUUCAUCCACAUCCACAACUUCAUCGGAUCGAUUAGGCCAUAAGAACCACUAUGUUAUUUAUAUUUCUUGAGGUUUUUACAGAUUCCAGUUAUCGAUAGAAACCAGCCUGUAAUAAUAUACUUAAAUAUUUAGACCAAAAUAUCUAUACAUAUGUACUUGAUGAAAGUGAUAGAUUAAUAGAUGCAUUCUAAUAAAACUAUAAUUAUUGAUUACCUGUUAGUUCAUUACAAAUAUAUAUUAUUGUAUAAUUAAAAAAAAAACGACAUUAUAUUAAUGUGUUGAAAAAUUGUACUGAUAUUGUUAUAUUAGCUACAAAUAUCAAAUAAAUAUAUUGUAUAGUCA
Molecule: messenger RNA, 3288 nt
Organism: Aethina tumida (small hive beetle)
Lineage: Eukaryota; Metazoa; Arthropoda; Insecta; Coleoptera; Nitidulidae
Exons: 6
Coding region: 156-1376 (406 amino acids)
Source: RefSeq, a predicted model, not a curated record